AUGGCCUUGGAGUUGGUGUUACCUGAAUUUGUAAGUUCUAGAUUUGAACAAUUCAAAACCAACAAAACUACUUUAGCAUUCAUAGUAAAUUCUCUCAACACAAAUUGUAACGAAAUUCACGUUGAGAUAUUUGGAAUUCAUACUGGAUUUUUAGAAGUGCAAUUGAUCGAUUUAAAAAGUAAAGCUUUGUGGAGUGGAAAAUUUACAGAAUUGAAAAGCAAGUGGGAAAUGUAUGUAACGCAAAAAAAGUGGACAGCUUUGAAAGAAAUGCCGCGUAUUGAGGAACUAUUCGAUGCAUGGAAUAGUCUUCCAGAUUGCUACAGUGAGGUAACAGACAACCAUAAUAUAUUAGUUUAUGGCCUUAGUGAAAAUACACUAAUAUCACGUCCACUGGAAGAAUUUGAUGUUGAUAAAUCUGUUUAUUUAGAAUCACAUAAUAACCUACAAGUUAUAGAUGUACCUGAAGUACUAUUUGAAAAUCUAUUUACAAAUGUGGUCCAACCAAACAAUGAUAACAUAAACUUGGAAGAAGAUGUAGGUGUUCCUGUUGCUAGUAUUGAUUUUCUGAUACCUGCAAAUGAAAAUAGUAUACCAAUGAAUUUAUAUUGUAAUGACAAUGCAGACCAACAUAUUGACAAUAUCGUCGUAGAAAAUCAAUUAACCUCUGUCACGAAGAAAAGAAAAAGACGGGAGCAUGCUCCAAAUGUGCGUUACCUUCCAGGUGAUGUUAAUGUAGCACUUAUGCACAGUGAAUUUAUCAACAAAUUUCCAGAGUUUAAAGGGAAAGUAUCAUAUGAUUUAUACAUGCGAAUCGUUAAAGAACAACAUAUAUCAUUCGCACAACUAGGACAUGAGGAAUGUGAAAAAUGUGAGCAGUUUACUCUUCAUGCCCACAAAAAAGAGAAUCUUGACAUAUCGUGUGACAUAUGUAAACAAUGGAAAGGUCAUGACGAAUUAGUUAUAAAAGCUAGAAACGCAUGUAAAAGGUUUUGUAAACAGGAAAGAUCAAAUAAUGCAAUAUGUUUUUCAAGUUACAUGCAGAAGGUUAUCAUGUUGCCAAGUGUGGACAUGUUCAAGAAACUAUUAUUUGUAAAGCGUUUAGUAGCCUAUCAUGAAACCUUAGCACCUGUAGGGAGAAAAAGUAAAGCAAAAGUUCACUGCAUUUUGUGGCAUGAAGGAAUUUCAGGCCGCAAUAAAGAAGAUAAUGUUAGUGUGUUGUACAUGUUUUAA
Messenger RNA from Diabrotica balteata, 1230 nucleotides. NCBI's taxonomy places the organism in Eukaryota, Metazoa, Arthropoda, Insecta, Coleoptera, Chrysomelidae. The record is from the annotation of a GenBank genome assembly.